This is a messenger RNA of Nerophis ophidion (straightnose pipefish), 2175 nucleotides long. Its product is annotated as peptidyl-prolyl cis-trans isomerase FKBP10-like. Gene Ontology annotation, molecular function: calcium ion binding; peptidyl-prolyl cis-trans isomerase activity. Bases 163 to 1875 code for a protein of 570 amino acids. The transcript is spliced from 10 exons. Lineage: Eukaryota; Metazoa; Chordata; Actinopteri; Syngnathiformes; Syngnathidae. The record is from RefSeq and is a predicted model, not a curated record.
ACUCCCCCAAAUCUCCGACAUUCCUUUCCUGGGAAUCGCUGCAGGCAGAGGAGCCAACGAGAGUUUGUCCACGUCCGCAUCGCACAUCCACAUCCACAAGGCCCCAGCUGCAGCUCGCAAGUCCAUCUUUGUUUCUUAAAAGAGUUUUUGAUUGUUGCAAAAAUGUUUGCGUGUUGCAUCGCCUCCUCCUCCUUCCUCCUGCUGCUGCUUUUCUCCGCGGCGAAGUGCAACCCCAGUCCGGUGGGAGAUGUAGUCGUGGACGCACACUUCAUCCCCCCACACUGCACACGACUCGCCAAAAAUGGAGAUCAGGUUCGGUACCAUUACAACGCCACUUUUGUCGAAGGGAAACCCUUCGAUUCGAGCCACCAGCGAGGAGCCGCUAAGGUGGGCCUCCUCGGGGCGGGUCGCCUCAUCGCCGGCUUAGAGAAAGGUAUUCUGGGCAUGUGUGUCAACGAGCGGAGGACCGUCACCGUGCCGCCUCACCUGGCUUAUGGCAGCGAGGGCGCAGGUGACGUGGUCCCCCCUGACACCACGCUGGUGUUCCACAUCCACCUCUUGGACUUGUGGAACCAAGCAGAUCUGGUGGUGACCAAAACUAUCACCACCCCCAAGGACUGCAAGCGCUCGGUGAUGCGCACCGACUUUGUGCGUUAUCACUACAACGGCACCCUGCUGGACGGCACCACCUUUGACUCCAGCUUCGUCAGGAAGCAGACCCGCGACUCGCUGGUGGGCGAGGGCUGGCUGAUUAAGGGCAUGGAUGAGGGCCUGCUGGGCAUGUGUGUGGGGGAGAUCAGGAACAUUGUCAUCCCGCCCUUUAAGGCAUACGGAGAAAAAGGCUCAGGAACGGAGAUCCCCCCCCAGGCCACGCUGGUGUUUGACGUCCUGCUGGUGGACGUUCACAACCCCAAAGACAACAUCACCAUUGAGAAGCAGGAAGUGCCCGAGUCGUGCACGCGCAAGACCAUCGCAGGGGAUUACAUCCGCUACCACUACAAUGGGAGCUUCCUGAAUGGCGUGACCUUCGACACCAGCUACCAGAGGAACAGCACGUACAACACCUACAUCGGGAUGGGCUACGUGAUAGCAGGCAUGGACCAGGCGCUGCUGGGGGUCUGCAUGGGCGAGCGUAGGACUGUGGUCAUCCCGCCACACCUGGCGUACGGAGAAGGUGGAGCAGGUAACGUAAUCCCGCCGUCCGCCGUGCUGCUCUUUGACCUCCACAUCAUCGACUUCCACAACCCGAGCGACAAAGUGGACAUCCAGAUCCUUCACAAACCCGACGUUUGCAAUGAAACCACGGCCACCAACGACCUGGUCCGCUACCACUACAACUGCACCCUGGUGGACGGCACACGACUCUUCUCCUCACACGACUACAAGACCUUGCAGGAUGCGGUCCUGGGCUCGGACAAGGUGAUUGACGGUCUGGACGAGGGUCUGCACGGCAUGUGCAUUGGGGAAAGGAGGCUGGUGACAGUUCCCCCUCACUUGGGCCACGGAGAAAAAGGAGCCACCGGCGUGCCCGGCAGCGCCGUGCUGGUCUUUGACGUGGAAAUGGCAAGCUUCGAGAAGGGCGUGCCGCCUGGUUACCUGUUUGUGUGGCUGGAUGACACGCCCACUGAACUCUUCCAGGCGCUGGACAUCAACAAGGACGGAGAAGUCCCCGAAGAGGAGUUUGGCGAGUUUAUCAAGCUCCAGGUAUUGGAAGGCAAAGGGCGCAUGAAGCCUGGAAUGACGGCCGACGAAGUCAUCGUCGACAUGUUCUCCAACCAGGACCGCAACAAAGACGGACGCAUUACAGCAGACGAGCUCAAGCUUAAGGUGGACGAGGACAAAGAGCGGGAACAGGCUGAGCACGACGAGUUGUGAUGCACGCGAUGAGCCUUCCUUGUCUCAGGGACAAAAAGUCAACACUUAAAGGACACAAACUGUUUUAAUAUAUAUGUGUAACUUUAGCUGGAAGUGAAUGGAUCUGUUGUAAUUUUUAGGACUAAACAAAGCAUCCUUAUUUGAAACAUGGUCAACAAAAAAAACACAACGUCACAAAAGGAGAAUCGAUGCAAGACCAGUACCAUUGGGAGUCAUUACACGACCAGCACCAAUGUCCUAUGAAAAAAUGUGUAUUGCCAAUUGUGUUUAAAAAAAUAAACAUUUUAGGUGCACUUUGAA